CAGCGGUCCACACAACCGCAUUCAUGUCCUAGGAUGUCGAUACGACCAGAGGAAGCCGAGGCGUACGAGCUGCCUGAGCUCGAAAGGUCGCCAAAGCUCGACGCUUUGGACGAGGAUGCGGAACAGCUGCCCCUCUUGGACGAGGACAAGCGGUCGUCGGUCGACUCGGACGACUCGGGGCUCGGCUUCGUCCAGGCCGCGCACGAGGACGAGCUCGUUGGCGCGACUGACGUCGAGGCGCUCAUAGCGAGGUCCGUGCCGUCCACCGACGAUCCAACGCUCCCAACACUCACCCUGCGAGUCAUAGUGUUGGGGUGCUUCUUCUGCGUCAUGGGCGCGGCGGCCUCGACAGUGUUCUACUUCAAGAGUAACGCGCCAAGCUUCUCCAGCUACUUUGUCAUCCUGGCCACAUAUCCGCUGGGUCAUGCGCUCGCGAGUGAGCGUCUCAUCUCUCGACACAAGACUGUGUUCGGCGUCGACCUGAACCCGGGGCCUUUCAGUGUCAAGGAGGCGAUUCUCAUCAGCGUCUUGUCUUCAUCUGGCGCCAUGUCUGCUUAUGCAGCGGACAUCCUCGCCAUGCUCGACCUCUACUACAAGGCGCCGCUCGCAACAAUCCCCUCAAUCAUCCUCCUUCUGACAACGCAGUGCAUCGGCUUCGGCCUCGCUGGUAUGCUCUACAACCUGCUCGUAGCGCGCCCCGCAAUGUACUGGCCUUCGACACUGGUCGUUGUGCAGUUGUUUACCACACUAUACGACACUGCCGCCACGAACAAGGCCGCACGCUCACUCACAAAGCGGCGGCUCCACGUCUUCCUCGCCGUCUUCAUCUUCACCUUCCUCUGGCAGUUUCUGCCGUUCCUGUUCUUCCCGAUGCUCACGUCCGUGGCUGUACUCUGCCUCAUCAACAACGAGAACUGGUGGAUGCGGACAUUCGGCGGCGCGUAUACCGGCCUCGGAAUGCUCGACUUCAGCUUUGAUUGGUCGAGCAUCGGCACGUCCGGGCCGCUCUUCACGCCGCCGUGGGCGCUGGCGAACUGGUUUGCGGGACUGAUUGCAAUGAUUUGGGUGAUUGUUCCGCUCAUGCUCUUUACCAAUUUCUGGAACGCGCGCGAGUUUCCCUCACCGCUGUCAUCUGGGCUAUAUAACGCGACCUACCACCACUUUGACGUUCCGAGCGUACUCAACCCAGACCUCUCCUUCAACGACGCAGCGUGGGACGGCGCCGCGCCGCUACUACUCACCCCGUACUUUGCCGUCACGUACGGCCUGUCAUUUGCCGCACUUUCGAGCAUCAUAAUGCACGUGUGGAUCUGGCAUCGCGACGAGAUCAAGGAGGCGCUCACCAACCGCGCACCGCUGACUGACGUGCACAAUACACUCAUGCGCAACUACCUCCCUGUCCCGCAGUGGUGGUAUAUAACCAUGCUCGCCGUCAACUUUGUGGCCGCUGUCCUCAUGGUCAUGACAGCACCUCUGCAAACGCCGAUCUGGGCGCUGGUCUUGUCCCUUGCCAUUGCCACGGUUUUCCUCGUUCCUAUUGGUGUCGUGGCGGCUGUGUCCAACACGCAGAUCGGUCUGAACGUCAUAACGGAACUCGUCGCCGGCUUCUUGAUGCCGGGCAAACCGAUCGGCAACGUGACAUUUAAGUGCUUCGGAUAUAUGGCCAUGUCACAAGCCCUGCAGCUUAUCACGGACCUGAAACUUGGCUGGUACACAUCGAUUCCGCCCCGUGAGAUGUUCGCCGUUCAGACGAUCGGAACGGUCUUGGGCGCGCUGACAAACUACGUGACACUCCAAUCUGUCCUCUCGUCUAAGCGCCCGUUCCUCGAUGGUACGACGCCGGACCCAACUGGACAGUGGACCGGGCGUCGGCCCGGUAUCUUCUACUCGGCCAGUAUCAUCUGGGGCGCAGUGUCGCCGCGUCGCUUCUUCGCAGGCAAGUACUGGGUGCUGUACUUGGGCUUCCCGUUCGGCGCGCUUAUGCCCUCCCUGCUGUGGCUGGCGCACAAGCGGUGGCCGCACAUGAAGAUCAACAAGGUUUGCGUGCCAGUCAUGUUGUCGGCCGCUAUCCUACUGCCCGAGUAUCCGUCGAAUAUCAUCCUGACAGGCGGCCUCACUGCCUUCGCCGUCAACGGCUGGAUUGCGAAGCAAUACCCCAAACUACACGGCCAAUUUGUGUACGUGAUCAGCUCUGGCCUGGACGCGGGGACGUCGAUUACUGCUUUGGCGAUCUACUUUUUGUUCAGCGUCUUGACGCAGUGGACAGCGCCGAGGUGGUAUGGCAACUCUGCGGUUGACAGUGAACAUUGCAAGCCUGGCAGUUGAUAACUGUUGUAUUGGUAUCAAAGCGGUUUCUGUAUGAACCCCAGAAAGAGUUUGUGGCAGCGUGGCAGUGCCUGUUUGGCGUACGUAUGUAUGUAGGUAGGUGUUUGUGAGUGAGUUGGAGGGGUUUUAGGAUGAUGAUGAAUGCCGAGCCAAAGUAUGAGGGAG
This is a messenger RNA of Cutaneotrichosporon oleaginosum, 2490 nucleotides long. RefSeq lists its product as uncharacterized. NCBI's taxonomy places the organism in Eukaryota, Fungi, Basidiomycota, Tremellomycetes, Trichosporonales, Trichosporonaceae. Gene Ontology annotation, molecular function: oligopeptide transmembrane transporter activity. The record is from RefSeq and is a predicted model, not a curated record. Gene Ontology annotation, cellular component: plasma membrane. Gene Ontology annotation, biological process: transmembrane transport.